Molecule: messenger RNA, 5514 nt
Organism: Tetranychus urticae (two-spotted spider mite)
Lineage: Eukaryota; Metazoa; Arthropoda; Arachnida; Trombidiformes; Tetranychidae
Biological process (GO): neurogenesis; nervous system development
Source: RefSeq, a predicted model, not a curated record
UUUUUUUCAAAAAAGUUUUUUUUUCCUUGUCCUUUUUUUUCCUUAGUGAAUCUAAUUGGAAGUAAACGAAGAAAGUGCGAAACGAAAAUCAACUUUAACCAAGCGAAACGACGAAAGUUAAUGAGAACAGAGAAGAUAAUUAUAUGAUGAAAAGUUAACUUGAUUGUGACAAUGACCAUGGAUAAAGUUUAUCAACACCGUCCAUCAGGUUUAACAGGAGCAACAGCAACAACCACAACAGGUAUCACAUCAACUAGACCAAUACACUCCAUUGGUCUGUCUCUUAACGGAAGUGUCAACUCACUUGUUAACAGUCCAAGUUCACUAUCAAGAUUACCUCAACGGAGAGAGUCUAAAAUACCUGGUCCAAAUAGCCAAGGAUCACCUGGAUGUGUUCUCAAUGGAAUAUCUUCAACAUCUUGCCAGCCAACACUGUCUUCCAAUUGUUCAUCAACACCAGCAAUUGCUCCUCCAAAAAAAUUUCUUAAUCCUCCAAGUAAAUUAUUGUCAUCUAAUCAAGUAACCAGUUCAACAGCAAAUGGAACUGAGUCUAGUUUAAGGUCAGUUUCACCGGCAACAGUGUUUAAAUGUAAAUCAACUACAUCUCAUUUAAUCGUGCCUUCUUCUCAAAUGCCUCCAACAUCUUCAUCGUCAAUGACAACAAUGAUAUCUCCUGCAUCUUCAUGCGUCACUAGUUCAGUUCAAAAUAGCACCACUACAAGUGCUACUUGUAAUGGUAAUAACAGUGAAACUAGUAGAGGGAUUAGGCCACCUCGAUCUGCAUCCUCUAUGUCAUCAAAUGUUUUACCAUCCAAUGGUUCUAUGUCAACAGGUAAAUCUACUCUAACAGUAAGCCGAUCUCAUAUAACUAAACAUUCAGUGAUCAAUAAUGGAUUAGCAACGGUUGGUCGAUCAGGAUCCAUUCAGGGUCACCAUCGAUCUGUAACUUUGAGAGAAUCUAAAGAUGACAGAGAAGCUCCCCGUCGAUCCAAGACUCCAUCCUCCUCCUCUUCACCCUCUACUUCAGGUACUCUUCGUAGUAAUAACAAUGGCAGGUUAACAGCGGGAAACCUGACCAAUGGACUCAAUUGUAAUCGAAGUGAUUCAACGCCAAGUCUCUCUGAAACUGAUUCGGGAUCAGAGAAGAAGAAAAUAACUGGCAAUAAUAAAAGUUUAAUUCGGUCCAACUUUGGUAAAGGUCUAGGAGGGGGAGUGGGUGGUGGUAGCAGUCAAAGCAUUCCUUUACCCAAGUCUAGACCAAACUCAGUGUGCCUUGAUAACUCAACCAUAACCAGUUCACAAUCUUCAACACCAGUAAUAACUUCAUCUACUACAGUUUCAUCUGUUAACGGUACAAAUACUGUUUCCAAAGGAACCAAAAGUAGUCUAAGACCACUUUCAUCAUCAGGAAUACCCAAAACAGGAUUAUCUAGCUGUUACCGUGGUGAAAGACCAAAUCCAAGUACAAGUGAAGACCAUAGAACUGAUACUGUUCAAAGACGUCGACGAGUUGUGACUAAUGUUGAAUCACAUCUUGCACCAACUCGAUCAGAGCCAAAUGUUGCCAGAGUUUCACCGAUUCGUCGAUCGAUUGGUCAAAUUGGCAAUGGUGACAGUGUAACUAGUCGUCCAGGAUCAGGUUUAAAAGAGGAUAACCAUCAACAGUCAAAACAGCAACAUCAUCAAUAUAGUCCUGGUGACAAGAUGGAUCAAGAUAACUACAGUUCUACCGGAUUAGCUGGACGUAAUGUUGCAUCAAAAUCCUCUUCAAGUUCAAAUGUCACUUCUAACGCAAUGGUGCCAUCAUCAAUCAGUUCCCCAACUCCCUUAUCAUCUGCAUCAACAACUUCAUCGUCUUCAUCAAUAAUAGCAACAUCGUCAACUCCAUCAACAACUGUAACAACAACAGUGACAACAACAUCAACCUCAUUUCAUCCAACAUUAAUGCAUCAACUGCCCUUGGGCUUAUCUUCCGUUAACAGGGCUUCAGAGCCAAUGUUGCCAAUUAGAUCAAUAUCAACAGCGGCAUCAUCUAAUACAGUUUCGACUUUGAAAUCAGUGAUGGAAGAAAGCUUACCGGUAAAAGCAAGGUCAAUACUGUCUUUAUCAUCACCAUCAUCUCCAACUAAUCCAUCAGUUGAUAAUAAAGAUGCUUACCCACAAAUCAAAACAAUUGAUUUAUCUGGUAAUAUAUUAUCUUUCCUAGACUCUUCAACUCGUACAAUUAGCAGUAGCUGUGAUCUUAUUAGUACAUCAACUCGUUGUGAUAGCAAUAAUCGAUCAUCAGGUUCACUCUCAUUGUCAUCAGGUAACUUUAAUUCAAACAUUACGGAAUCUAGUCACUCGUAUUCAAAUGGUUUCAUGUCUCCAGUUUUGGAAGAUGAAAGAUCCAGUCCUAGCCGAGAAUCAAUUGAAUCUCCUUUUGAAUCACCAUUUAACCAAACAGUUAUAGAUAAGUCUAAACCAUCAUUGACAAAUAUCCCAUCGUCACCUACAAUUAACGCAAGUUUAAACACUGACCAACAAGUAAACAAAGUAAAUGAAAACGGUACAACCUUUUCCAUGAUUAAUUCUAGUUUUAACAACAAUUCCACCACAACCGUGUCUUCAUCAGCAAAUUUAAUUAACAAGGUUAACCGUCGAAACAAGUGUAUCCUACCAAGUGAAGCCGAAUUAAGUUUAAAAACUGAUCUUAGAUUACAAAACAAUGGAUUAACCAGCUGUGGAUCUAUUAUGGAAUUAAACUCAAAUGGAUCCAAUAUAAUAUCCACAACACCCCCGCCACUUUCAACCCUUCAACUAGCUCCCCCACCACCUCCAUUAAUCCUACAAUCAUCUUUAACAAAUCAAGUUAAAAGAUUAUCCAAAAAUGGCGAAUUUCGAGGAUCAACAAUAUCUCUACUUUCUGGUUCCUCAUCAUUUUCUGCGACUGAAGAGAGACAUAACCAAGAAAUGAAAAAACUUCGAGAGGAAUUGAAUCGAGCUAACAAUAAAGUGGAAACCUUGAAUCAACAGCUCAAGAAUAGUAAUGAUAUGAUUCAAACUUUUGGUAAAAGCUUGGAAACUCUUCGUUCACGGCUACAUCAAUGUUCACUGGCGACUGAUCAAAAAGAUAGGGAAAUUGCUAGACUCAAGACAACAAUUGAAGUUCUUCGACGAGAAUGCGCCAAUGGAGAAUCAACUGGAGCUAAUCAGUCUUGUUACGGUUCAAAUUCCGAUAUUGAGACACGACGUGAUAAAAAUAAAAAGCGAUCUCAUAAAGAACCACGAUCUCCUUCACGGGAUCGUGAUGGUAUCAAUUCAGGAGAUUCUGGUCCAUCUGGAUGGUUUAAGGGUUCAAUUCAACGUGCAUUCAAAAAGAAUCGAUCUAGAAACAAAUCAGGAGGCUCAAUGUCGGACGUUGAAGGAACUAUACGAUUAAACAAUGGUGGCGAUUCAUCCUCUUUACCCUCUACCCCAUUAACAUUAAAUAACUGCAGCAAUGGUAAGACUGACCCGUUUAUCGGAUUAAACUUAGCAACUGCAAAUGGUACAACUGUUAAUGGCUCCUUAGAUUCAAUGGUGAAGGAGGAAAGUGAAUUAAUUGAAGAUUUAAAGAAACAAUUGAGAGAAAAGGAGAAACAAUUGAAUGAUAUUAGAUUGGAAGUCCUUUUAACAGCAUCUCAAACUGAAUCACUCAAUGAUAGAAUGUGUAAAAUGAAUAAAGAAAUGUCUCUUUUGAGGAGUGAAAAUCACCGAUUGCAAUGCCUUCUUCGACGACAAUCAAUUACAUCGUCAAUUGGUUCAUUAACAAGUUGCUUUGAGGGAACAUUAUCUUGUAAUGUUAAUGGUAAUCCUAAUGGUGCACCAGCUUCAUGCUCUUCUUCCUCAUCAAAUGGUUCUUCAGCUGCAAUUGGAUUUGGUAUCGAAAGAAAAAUACCAAUAAGAUUGGGCAUGAAAAGAAUUGGUCUUUUAACAGUCAACAAUCAAAUUACUUGGGACAUUCUUGAUGAAAUAAUACGACGAGCUUUUGAUUCAUAUUUACGUAAAAUUGAUGCUGAAAGACUUGAAAUGCGCUCAAUCAGUUUAAUUUCAUACUCAUUUGGAAGCGAACGGUUCGAGCGUAAAUUGUCUCUAGACAAAGGAUCGUCAUCACCUUUAACAUCCUUGCCUUCUCCAAUCGACUUUUUAUCCCGUAAUAACUACAUAAGCCUUUACCUUCGUUCAAAACUGGAUUACCUGAUUAUGGAUACUUGUACGCCUAAAUCAGUUUUAGAAAAGAUCACUUCUCAUUUGAAAGAAUCGAGGCGUUUAAUCAUUUGUGGUCCACCCAAUUGUGGUAAAUCAUUUAUUGCCAUGAAAUGUUGCCAAUUUUUACUCGAAGAGUAUUGUAUGGAUUGCGCGACCGGAAUUGCAAGCAUUUCAGUUCGAGAAAAUAGUGAUAAAGAGAUUGAAUGUUUCAUUUCCAAUGUAUUAAAUUGCGAUGAGAUUGCUCGACCAAAAGCAAUCGUGUUCAAAGGAAUCCAUAAUUUGGCCAAUUUUGCUUCAUUGAUGAAACCUAUUCAUGGAAUCCACUCGAAUGAUCUUCCCUUACUUUUAUGUACAAUGAGAGGUGUCAAUAAUUGCACAACGAAUCUGCAAAUAUAUCAUAAUUUCCGAAGUGUUAUUUAUAAUCAAUCAAGUGAACCUUGUAAAAAUUUGUUAUCUCGAGUUUUAAGGAAAAAAGCUGUUGAUGCUGAGAUUGAUGCCUUAAUCCAUGGAUCCUCUUAUAAUUUUAAUUCUCUCUCUGUGAUUAUUGACUGGUUUCAACAAUUAUUUCACCACUUAAACCUAUUUCUUGAAGCCUUUUCGUCACCAUUAACUCCUCACAAUCUAGGACCAUCUGUAUUCUUUUCAUGUCCCUUGGAUAUUGAAGCAUCUCAAGAAUGGUUCAUAGAUACUUGGAAUCAUACAAUUGUGCCUAAUGUUAAACAAAUUGUUGAAAAUUAUUCUUCUGAGGCAGUUGAAACUUCCUCUCCAAUGCAAGAUCCUUUGAUUUGGGUUAAAGACAAUUACCCUUGGAUUGAAAACAAGGAGCAUCUUCAUAAAUUGUCACCAAUUAUUGUUAAAAAUGAUGGAUCAGGUUGUAAACCUAAAGUUGAUUCAAUUACGGAUCAAUUGCAUAAUACUUUAUUGCGACUUCAAGAAGUUACUAAAGGAUGAACUAGCUUGGUUUGAAAUUGAUGAACAAUAACUCAUUCCAUUUAAAGUGAAACCAAUUUGGAAAUUGACAAAGUUUCAAUCAUUCCAAAAGAUUUAGGAAAAUGGUUCCUCAAAUUUUAGGAAUACUGAUCGAAACGUAGAUCAUUUCAACCAUGUGUGUUCAGUAUUUUACAAAUUGACAUCCAAGAUUAAUGUAAAGACGAUCGACUCUUGUCAAAAUACAUUGUUAACUCUUUUAAACUGAAAUUUCGCUCUCCAUCAUCUGUAAAAAUAUGAUUGAUUGAGCGCUACGAAUAAAAAAAAUUGUAAAUAAACACAACUUAUUUAUCCAAA